This is a messenger RNA of Toxotes jaculatrix (banded archerfish), 1415 nucleotides long. It is a transcript of the gene taco1, whose product is annotated as translational activator of cytochrome c oxidase 1. Gene Ontology annotation, cellular component: mitochondrion. NCBI's taxonomy places the organism in Eukaryota, Metazoa, Chordata, Actinopteri, Toxotidae. The transcript is spliced from 6 exons. The record is from RefSeq and is a predicted model, not a curated record. The coding region runs from base 68 to 982 and encodes 304 amino acids.
CGUCACAGCAACCCGGAAGUGCCGGGUUCACAAGGACAGCUGAAGAAACGGCGUGUUUUCCAGACUUAUGAGAGGUGGCAUGUCGGGGGCGGCGGUGCUGAGGGGUCUCCCGGCCCUUAUCCCCCGGACACUCGCCGUGGCCUCCGGCAGGUGCUCGGCCCCGGUCGCGUCCUCCGUCCUGCCGCCGGCUCCAUGUGUAUUGUCCCUCCCCUGGACGGCUUCUUCCGUCAGGACGCUGCAGCUGUGCCCCGCGUUAUGUGCGGGACACAACAAGUGGUCAAAGGUGAAAAACAUUAAAGGACCCAAAGAUGAGGCGAGGGGAAGGAUGUUCAUGAAGUUUGGCUUGCUGAUAAGGAUCGCGGUGAAAGAGGGUGGAUCUAACCCAGAGCUGAAUUUAAACUUAGCACACAUACUGGAGCAGUGCAGGAGCAAAAACAUGCCCAAAGCAUCCAUAGAAACUGCAAUCAAGGGUGCGGAAAAGGCCAAACCCGCGUCCCAGCAUAUGUUUGAAGCUCGGGGACCUGGUGGAUGUCUGCUGCUCAUCGAGGUCCUCACAGACAGCAACAGCCGCACCCUCCAUGAAAUCAAACGUCUGCUUAACAAGAAUGGAGGGAUGCUGUCAGAUGGAGUCCGACACAGCUUCACCAGGAGGGGGGUGGUGGCAAUGGCGGGCAAGACCAUCUCAACCGAGAGAGCUCUGGAGCUGGCCAUUGAGGUGGGAGCGGAAGAUGUCCAAGAGACGGAGGAUGAGGAUGACCAGCCCCUCCUGCAGUUUAUUUGUAACACGACGGACCUGAGCAAGGUGCGGGCCUCAUUGGAGGAGCUGGGAAUGCAGAUCAUGUCUUCUGGGCUGGAGUUUGUCCCCAGCACUCUCUCGUCUCUGGACCGGGACCAGCUGGAUGCUGCUUCAACACUAAUAGAAGCUCUCAAUGACUGUCCAGAUGUAGUCCGAGUGUGGGACAAUAUCCAAGCCGACAGCUGAGGACGAUCUCUGGACACUUGGUGGACACUGAAUAGCUUGCAUGUGGAACAUUUAAUUUCAGAGGGGAAGCUUAUGACAGCCUUGUGCAUCAGUUGGUACUGAUACUACUGCUUGAUAUGUCAUUAUAAGAAAAUAGACAUUACCAGUAUGAGUUGUUUUUGCCAUGUUGAUACUGUCUACAUCGGGAAAAACUGUCCUUGUUAGGAUGUAAAGUGAUGUUUCACCUUAAAUGUUUUCUAUGGUCAGACUGCACUUUUCUACAGAAGUUCAUUAGCCGCCAAUCUUGAACUAUCAAAAGGAAAGAAAAGAAAAUUUCACUUGUACUAGUCGAGGAAGGAAACUGUAAAUGUUUUAACAAGGUUCAAGUUAAAAAUUUAAAGAUCCCCCUCCAGAGAUGAUGAUUCACAUAUAAAAAUUAUCUGCCGGAAUAAUA